UUCUAUUCUUUUCUUUCUGCAGAGUGCAGGGGUUGGUUUUUAUUGUUUUCCCAGUGAGACAGAUACAUAAAACACACAGUGAGAGUGAGUGUGUGUGUGUGUGUUUUGUUAGAUGGAUUCAUCAUCAUCAUCAGUAGCAGUAGCAGUGGCAAUGAAUGAAGUUAAAGAAGAAGAAAGGCCACAUGUAUUGGUUGUGGAUGAUAGUUUGGUUGAUCGUAAAAUCAUGGAAAAGCUUUUCACCAACUCUGCAUGUAAAGUAACUACAGCAGAUAGCGGGAAGAAGGCAUUGGAGCUUUUAGGUCAAGGAGAAGACAAACACACCGAUAUCAACCACCAAGGGCCAAAGAUAAAUUUAGUUGUUACGGAUUACUGUAUGCCGGGAAUGACAGGAUACGAUCUCCUUAAAAAGGUUAAGGAAUCAUCUGAUAUAAAAGAGAUCCCGGUGAUUGUAGUCUCAUCUGAGAAUGUCCCAACUCGAAUCAAGAAGUGUUUGGAAGAAGGAGCUCAAGAGUUCAUCCUAAAACCUCUCAAACAGGCUGAUGUUAAGAAGUUAAGAUGUCAUAUGCAGUUCACGAAACCAAUGAAGGGAAGGCUUUGCAUGGGAAGAUACACAAUGAAAAGAACUUCUGAUAACAAGUGAAGGAACAAAUUCAAGGCAUCAGGGAGUAACUAAACCUACGACGGUUAUAACUUAUAAGGUUACAAUUACAGGAACCAACCUUUGCCUCCUACUCGACUCCAAUAUGAUAAUUGUGUAUCUAAAGGGUUCUUUGGUAUGAGAAUGUAUUACUUGUUCUGGAGAAGAUUAUUUGAGGUUAAUAGUCACUUUUCUCAUUGGAUCAUGAUUAAUCAGGAUGAUAAUGUGUAUCUAUAGUCACUAUUUACGCUAAUUUGGAGCUGCAUUUAUGUAGUAUUACUCGAGUGUCAACCAUUAAAAAGCUUCUAGCAUAUGUAAUAGAAACAUUUGGGACUAGCCAAGGAUGUGUUGAAAUUUAUGAAUGCUAUUAGUCUAUUUCAAGAGAAUUCCUGUAUGGUAUCAGGUGCAUGAAAAGUAUCAUACCUACUUCGAAGGCAGUGCACAGAUGCUUCUUUCAAUAUCUAUGCUCAUAAAAGUUGAAGAACAAAUAUCCCAAGCAUCAUCAGUUCAUCACUUUCCAAGAUCUAUCGACAUUGCUGUUUGCUCCUUCUCAUUUUAGAUCACCUUUUCUAUGUG
Molecule: messenger RNA, 1213 nt
Organism: Cynara cardunculus var. scolymus (artichoke)
Lineage: Eukaryota; Viridiplantae; Streptophyta; Magnoliopsida; Asterales; Asteraceae
Product: two-component response regulator ARR17-like
Exons: 5
Coding region: 113-640 (175 amino acids)
Biological process (GO): phosphorelay signal transduction system; cytokinin-activated signaling pathway
Source: RefSeq, a predicted model, not a curated record